GCCAGCCAAAGGGCAAGAAAGACAAGAUGGCUGACAGCGACCUUGCCAUGCAAUGUGAGGCUCAGGGGAGGAUGAUAGAACAGCUGAAGAGCAUGAUACGGGAGAGGGAGGAAUCUAUAAAAGCCAAAGAUAAGGAGUUACAGGAAACAAACGCAAAAAUAUCCAAAAUGAAACUGCAGGCAAAAGCUAAAGUAGCAAAGGAGGCAAAAUCUGCUGCCAAGAAAACAGAAGAUGUCCCAAAAGAAUCAGAUGGUGCUGCGGGAGAUGAUGACACACAGACAGACAAAGCGGGGAAGGCAAAGCUGAUCAUGCUGAAGAGGAAGCUGGAGGAAAAAGACCGGAUCAUCGCGGACAAGGAGGAGCAGCUUGCCACCAAAAACGCUCUCAUUGAGGCCAAGGUCAAGGUCAUAUCCGAGCAGGAAGAGGCCGUCAAGACUCUGUCGUCACAGCUGGAGGGAAACGCCAAUCUGAUUGCACAGCUUCAGACGGAACAGAAAACGAAGAGCUCCACUCCAGAGAGUGGAGUCCAGGAGAUGUAUGCCCAGAUAGUGUACAAAGACAAUAAGAUCAUGGAGCUCAACAAUAAGAUUCUGGAUCACGAAAAGAAAAUGAUGGAUCUACAGGAAUUUAUCUCGGAGAAAAACGAGGUCAUCAAGGGACGAGACAAAGUGUUUGAGAUUUUACAGACAACCAUCAGAGAAAAAGACCAGAACAUCCAAGGUCAGGCCAUGUUGAUAUCCAAGCUCUCGGCUAAAGUAGAAAACUAUGAGGAGGAGAUAGCUGAAAUGAAGGAACAAGUUGAGAAGGCCAAUCAUGCAUUGAAACUGGAAAGUGAAAAGUUCGACAUGAAACUUAGAGAAACUCAAAAAUACUUUGAAGAAUCUCUUACGGAAAGUCAGGGACUAGUGGCAAGUCUUCGUGAAAAUGUGAAAGUGAAAGACGAUGAAUUGUUGUUGAGAGAAAACGACCUGCGAGAACUGAUAUCAAAGCAUGAAAAGGACAUUCAGAGGAUUAUGGCCAAGGGGGAAGUGGAUCUACAAGACCAUGUGUUAAAAAUGUUAGAACAGAAACUGAAAGACACAAAUGAAGUUUUGGAAGGAAAAAUCAAAGUCAUUGAAGUACUUCAAAAGGAAGUGACUGCUAAGGACAGGGAGAUUGAGGAAGGUUUACACGUGCAGAAAAACUUUAAGGAAAAACUACAAACCACCUCAGAACAGUUAAUGUUGAUGCAGGCUAAUAUUGUAGACAUGGAAAUUCAGUGGAAGGAUGAAAAAAAGAAACUAGAUGCCAAAAUUCGAGAUCUCAUUGAAAAGCAGGAAUUGGAGAGAACCGAAAAAGAGCUGACAGUGCAGACCAUGCAAGGCCAGCUGUACCAGUACCAAACAGCCUACACCCAGGCGGUGACCCAGUACAACAGCCUGCAGGAGCGCUUCCAUCACAGCACGCGCCCCGGGGGAGCCGUUCCUGCUGCUCAGGUACAACCGGUGGAGGAGACCAAACUCCAGGCUCCCGAGCAGAUGGACGCUACAGCUCAAGUGAUGGCUGAUCUUAAAGAAAAACUGCUAGAAAAAGAGAAGAUCAUUAAAGAACUGGAACAUUUUAAGAGUGAUUUUGAGGCAGCUCAUGUUCAAUUGGAAGAUCUACAAAAGAAGAUGGACUCAAAGGUUGAAGAGUUGAAGAAAAACCUAAAAGCUGCUGAGGACACUAGUGCCAAAAACCUAAAACAAAAAGCCCAGUUAACUGCAAAGAUCAAGACUCUGGAGAAGGAAAAUGGAGAACUUAAGGUCUCUCUCUCUACUGCGGAGAAUAAACACAGAGAGGACAUUGCAUCACUACAAGAACAGCAAACCAAAGCAGAGGAACUCCUCCAGAAAUCGUCAAAUGACUCAGGCUCACUGGAAAAAGAGGUAUCCACAGUGACUGCUGACAACAGCAAACUUCAGGAGCUCAAUAAAAAUCAAGAGAAAGAAAUAGAAGAACUAAAAGUAACUCUUCAAAGCAAAGAAGAGAGUUUGCUGUCCAUGUCGUCUGAUCUUGAAGGUAAAGUAAAGGAAAUUCAAUCUCUUCAACAGAUGUUACAUCAACAUGAAACCGAAAUGACUGAGUUAAACCAGUUAAAACAAGAAAGUGACUCAGAAGUCAACAACUUAAAAUCUCAAUUAGAAGAUUUAGAUAAUCAAUUAAGGAGUUUGAAUUCAAACUCUGAUGUAAAAGACACUGAAUUAGACUGCUUGAGGAAAGAGUGCAAAGACAAAGAGAAGACAAUAAAUGAUCUCAAACUCAGUGUGCAAGAUAAGGAAACAGUUACUAGUAAAUUACAAGAAAGUGAAAGUGCCCUUAAAACCGAAUUGUGUUCAUUACAAACUGAAAAUAAAGAAAAGGAAUCUAUCAUUCAAUCAUUAAAUGUUCAGAUUGAGGAAUUAAAACAUUCACUAUCGGCCAAGGAUUCAGAGUUAGUAGACAUUCAUUCAAAGUUUUCCGAAUCACAUUCCAAGUUAAUAAGCAUUACCUCUGAUAAGGAAAGUCUUUCAAAUGAACUGCAACACACUAACGAGAAGUUGGAUGUUGUCUCCAACCAGUUGAAAGAACUUCAAGAAGAGAAAGAUUUUAUAUUAAAGGAGCUGGAAGAAAAGAAGGAAAACAUCAAAGAGUUAUCCAAAAAAGUAGAUGUCCUAAAUGAAAAUCUUUCAGACAAAAACAAUGAACUUGAAAGAAAGGACUCGGAAUCGAACCAUAUUAAAUCAGACUUGAAUGAAGUGAAAACAUCUCUCUCUGAAUUAUCUAGUCAGAAAAGUGCAGUUGAUCGACAGUUGGAGGAGUUACAAACAGUGUGUAAAGAGAAGGAUGAACAGAUUCAGAAUCUGUCUUCUAGUUCAGAGGAUAGCGUAAAAUCUUUGCAAGAACUUGUAGCUGAAAAAGACUCAAAAAUUCAGAGUUUGUUGGAUACUGUCAGUGAAUGUGAAGUAAAGUUAAAAGAAAUGGAGAAUGGUGUAAGAAUUUCAAAAGCUGAAAGUGAUGAGAAAGUACAAAAGUCAGAACAGGAAUUAAAUGAAGUUCGUGAAAGGCUUGAAAGUAAAUUAUCAGAGUUAGAAGAAACAAUUCUGGUUAAGGAUGAUGAAAUAAAAAGAGUGACAAAUAAAUUAUCAGAGACAGAUUCUGGGCAUAGCUCGAAGGUUGAAUCUCUUCAAAGUGAAAUAAAAACUCUGCUCGACAAUCGAUCUGCUUUGUCCAAAGAACUAGCUGCAAAGAAGGAAAGUUUCAAAAAGAUGGAAGAGCAAAUAGUGAGCCUUCAAAAUAGUCUUGAAAAGAAAGAGGAGACUCUUCAGGAAAUGUUAUCUGUAAACCAAACUCUGAAGGAUGAGAACCAGAAGCAAGCAGAAUUUCUGCAGCAAAAGACACAGGACCUAGAAGUGGUACACCAGGAAAGGGCAGAACUUACAGAGUCACUUGGAAAAUUAACCAGGGAGAUGGAAGAAAAAUCCACAGAAAAUAGCAUGCUGACAGAAAAGAAUUUGAUAGAAGAGAAAGAUAGAACAAUAUCAACUUUAGAUACUGAUUUAAAGAAGAAUGAAGAAAAAAUGUUCACUCUAAGCAAUGAUUUAGAAGAAAAAGUAAAAUUGAUUGAUAGUCUUAAUGCUGAAAAAAGUGCUACUAGAACUGAAAAUGAGGAGUUAUUGAAAAUAAUUGACAUGAAACAAUCUGAUAUAGAAAAUAAGACUGCCCUGUUAAUGGCAUUUGAAAGAGACAAUAAUGAAAGAAUGGAAGAAAUCAACAAACUAAAUGAACAAGUAAACAUUGGAGAAAAACAAUUGCUAGAUAUCAAGAAAAAGCUGGAAGAUAAAUGUAAAGAACUUGAAGAAAAAGACCAGUCAUUGGAGGAAAAAAGUGCUAUUUUUGAAGAGCAAGCUAUCAAAGUAAGUGACCUAACAAAUCAAAAGAAUGAUUUGGAAGUUCAGUUGAAUUCUGCUAAAGAGAAAUUAGAAGAACUUGAAAACUUAAACUUAGAUUUAAGAAAGAAAAAAGAUGAAAAUGCAGUGGAAAGUGAGCAUUGUAUUAAUGAACUUAAAAGGGAAAUUGACGAGAAACAGGCAUGCGUGGAAUCAAUUACUAAGAUUAACACAGAGAUAUGUGAUGAACUAGAGCUAUUGAAGGAGGAGAACAAGAAUGAUGCUUCAAGAAUAGAAAAGUUGAAAAGUGACCUUCAAACACAGAUAGAAAAGGGAACAUUGCUUGAAGAGGCCAAUGUCCAGAUUAAAUGCGAGGUCAAAAGACUAGAAGAGGAAAAUAAUAGUCAUAUUGAAAUUGCAGAAAGCCUCAAGGUUUCUUCUGAACAAAUUCAAUUGGAGAAUAAUUUAUUAAAAGAAAGCAUUGAGGACAAAGAGAAAGAAAUAAUUGACCUUAAAGUUAAUGUUGAACAGCUUGCAACUGAAGUCAAUGCAACAAAAGAGUUCAGUGCUAAGAAAGAUACUGAAAUAAAAAAAUUAAAUGCAAUCAUUUGCGAAGAGAAAUCACAAAUUUUGAAAGAAAGAGAGAAGUUGGAAAUUCUAGAAAAAACAGAAGCUGUGGCAAUAGAUGACCUAACGAAGACUGUAAGUAAUUUGAACCAAUCGUUGUCUGACGCUGAGUUAGCUUUGGCAGCAGCAAACAAGGAGAUUGAAGAUGUCAAACGUACUUACGGGGCAAAUGUUCAGCACCUGGAGAGUAAAUGCAAUGAGCAAGAAAGUAUGUUACAAAAGUCUCAUGCCAGGUUGCAGGAAUUGGAGACCUCGGUAAUCCAUUUCAACGAUAAUCUAAAAGAUAGGAAUGAGGAAAUUGAGGCAUUGAAAGAAACCACAAAAUGUCUUGAAGAAAAACGUAAUAUUGGACUUCAAGAGAUUCGGGACUUGCAAGGAGAACUGGCAAACUUAACAGAAGAAAUGUCAUCAAAACAGAAAGAACUAGCUUUAAUCACUGAAAAUGUGGAAACAAUAAAACAAGACAGUGCCACAAAAAUGGCAAAUUUGCAUGAUGAUCUUGCUAAAACAAAAGAAGAGGUUCACACAGAACAGGAAAAAUGUAGAAUUAUCACAAAUACUCUUGAAGAAAAGGAAAAUAUUUUUCAGAAGACCACACAGGAAAAUGAAACGAAAAUGGAAAAAGUGUAUGAUGAGCUUAAAGAAAAAGAAACGAGGAUAUCAAAUUUAAACGAAACCUUAAAUGCAAAGGAGGAAUGUUUAAGAAAACUCGAGGAAUCACACUCUAUAAAAGACAUUCAAAUUGAUAGAAUGAAAUCUGAAAUUACUGAUUUGCAGAACAAUGCAACAAAGUCUCUUAACACAGUUGAAGAUUUGAAAACUGAAAUAGACCAGUUGAUGCAAAGAAUAUUUGAAGCUGAAAAAGAUAAAGAAAAAAUUCAAAAGUUGUGUGAAAACAGCCAAGCAGAAAUCCAGGGUCUAGAAAAAACGGUAAAGGAAAAUGAUGUCACCAAUUCCUCAUUGCAAGAAGUACUGCAGCAAACAGAGAAAACCUUGGAAUGUAAAGCCAAAGAAGUUAUAGAAAUGAGGAAGGAGACAUGUAAACUAAAUGUAGAAAUAGAAAAGUUACAAUCAUAUUCCCAGUCAUUAUACACACAGUUGAGUGAAAAAGAACAGAAUGUUACUUCAUUGGAAUCUAUAUUAAAAAAUACGUUGAAUGAUUUAGAAGCUUUGAAGAUAGAUAAAUCAUCUGCAGAAGAAGAGAAUUUUUCAAAAAUUCAAGAUUUAAAGACUAAAAAUAUGAAGACAGAACAGCUUCUUUUACACAGAGAGGCAGAAUGGCAAAGUCUAAAGGAGGAUGUGAAUACGCUUAUGUUAGAUAGAGAUUGUCUAGUCAAAUGGAUACAGUCUGAUGAUGAGACUACAUUAGAGGAAUCCGCUGUCUCUGAAGAAAUGACUCACGUUUUUAAACAUGUUAAUAUGUUGAAGUUGACAGGGAAAGUGGCAAACGAUGAAUCUAUUAAAAUGAAAAUCCAGAUUGAUUUACUGAAGCAAGAACUAGAAAAUGUAGAACAGAAUCUGGAAUCAGUCAAAUCUAGUCAUUCUCAUACUUCUUUAGAGCUUGUAAAAGAAAGGAAAGAAGUUUCAAAAAUGCAUAGUGAUCUCAAAGAUGUUAUUAAUGCAAAAGACGAACUUCUUAAGCAACUUGAUCAAAGGCUACAUGAGAACGAAGAGAAAGACAUUGAAGUAAAGUCUUUGAAGUGCGUAAUUGAUCAGCUGAAACUAGAGAGCACAAAUGAGCUAACCGUUCUACAACAGAGUCAUGAUGAACUAGUGCAAAAAACAAAAGACACGCUGCAAGAAAUGUACAAAGAAAAGGAUAAGCUGAUACAGGAGCUCAAGGCAUUAAAUGAGAAAAAUCAGCUUUCUUGCAAGAAGUUAGAAGCAGCUGAGAAACAAAUGGAGACUUUGCAUACUGAAAACGUAGAAGUGAGUUCUAAAUUAGCACAGCUUAAAGAUGAGAACGAGAGCUUUGUAACCAAAAGUGAUGCUCUUCAAGAAACAAUAAAAAUACUUUCGGAAGAGAAGUCAAGCUACCAAAAUGAUAAAAGAGAAAAAUUAGAUUCAAUAAAAAAGCUUAAAGACGAACUAGAAUCAACAUAUAACUUGGUAGAGGAGUCAGAAAACAAAUUGCAAAAUGCACUUACAAUGCAAAGUCUUAAGCAAGAAGAAUUUUGUCAGGAAAAAGAAGAUUUAUUGCACAAAGUCGACAAUUUGACCAACCAGAUUGCAAAGAUGCAGGAAUCAUUGACAGUUCUGGAAAAUGAGAAGUCUGCUUUUCAAGAAGAUUUAAAGACGAAAAAACAACAGUUGGAGACCAACGAUAAUGUAAUUGAGUCGCUUAAUCAAGAAAACCACACAUUGAGGCAAAAUGUAGAAUGUUUCAAACAGGAUUUAGAAAGGGAAUUGAAUAAAGAAAGAGACAACAAGAGUAAUCUCCAGGAUGAACUUGUUCAGGUCAAGAAGCAGAUUAAAGAUAUCGAAAAUGCACUGGAAUUAAGUAUAGAAGAGAUCAAUGAUAAGGAGCAGAGGAUUCAGAAAUUGCAAGAAGAAAAUGCCAAAUUAACUGAAAUAGAGUCGAACCUUAAGGAAAAGGUUGAGGAGCUUUCUGAUUCAUACGCAGUAGAAAUAAAACAGAAAGAAGCUUAUGAAGAAAGUAUUAACAGCAAGACUAAGACAGUAAAAGAAUCGUUAGCGGAAAUAAAGAAUCUUCAAGAAUUGAACUCAAAGCUCAACUCUACCUUGGAAGAGAAAGAGACAGUUAUUGUGCACCAAAAAGAAAAACAAUUGGAACUAGUAGAAACCUUGGCGAGGACACAGCAGGAAGUAUGUGCUCUUAAUGAGACUGUUGCGAGGUUAGAACACCAAAUAAUUUUGGAAUGUAAAAAAGGUACUGAAAUUUCACAGGAAAAUGAUGAUCUGAUAAAGUUUAAUUGUAAAAUACAAGAGGAUCUCGAAAUUUUGCGCACAACUGUCGACGAACUAAACGAGAAGAAUCAAAGCGCUCAAGAAUACAUAAUGGAAAUUAAAGACUCUUUAGAUUUGAGAACAAAUGAAUUAUCUUGCCUAUGCAAAGAAAAAGAAAAGAUGACGAUAAAGGUGGAGUCAUUGCAGAGUGACUAUGAAACAUGUUUAAGCGAGAAGCACAAUUUCGAAGAAGUCGUGAAAGAACUCAAAGACAGUUUGAAUGACAAACUUUUGUCACUUAGCAUUAAAGACAAGGGAAACAACGAGCUUAAUUCUAGGGUGGUAGCAAUGGAGUAUGAAAUUAUACAGUUUAGAGAAAAGAUAUGCAAACUUGAAGAAGAAAAACAAAUCUUUGAAAACAAAAUUGCAGAACUUGAUGAUUGUUGUAAAUCUGUCAUGCGUGAUAAAACAGCACUUGAAAUAAAAGUAAAAAAAGCAGAAGAUGAAAAAGAAGAUCUCGUUUCUAAAUAUUCCGCAGUAAAAACGGAAUUUGAAAAUUUAAAUGAAUAUUGUCAAGACCUUGACUGCCAGUUUAAGAAUUUAUCAAAAGAAACAGAGGAUGUGAAAAUUGAAAAUGACUUGCUAAGCAAAUCUGGUAUAGACAAAGAUCAGGAACUGAAAAAUCUGUUGUCAGAGAUAGACGAGUUGAAGUCGGUUAACCAAAGUCUUGGUAUGUCACUUAAUGAAUCAGAGGCAGAACUUGAGAGACUAAAGCUUGACUUACAAAAGAGUUUUGAUAUGAAUCAAGAAAAAGAAAGUUUACUUCAUCAAAGCAUGAUGGAAUCACAACAUCAAUCUGAAGAAAAGAAGAAACUCGUUGAGUCCGUUUUCAGUGUGAAAAGUCAACUCGAUGCGGUUAACCUUGAAAAAAUUGAGCUUGAAAAAAGUUUGGCCAAAGCAGAUGAGAGCAUUUUAGCAUUAAAAAAUAAACUACAGGAUUUAGAACUUUCAAAAACAAAACUUGAGGAAAUAUUGCAAAAUAAUAAAACUCAUAACGAAGACCAUAUGAGAACCUUAGAGAGCCUAGUUGAAUCACUCAGAACUGAAAGCAAGAAGAAAGAAGAUAUACAGAGCAGUGUCAAUGAAACGCUGUUGGAGGAAAAAGAGAAGCUAUCAACAUCGCUUCAAGACUUUGAAGAAAAACUGCUCAAUACAGAGACAAAGCUUCACAAAAUACAAGAAGAGCAACAUCAAUUGCAAAAUAGCAAUGCUUCUCUUUUGGAAGAAAACGAAACACUUUCUGAAAAAAUUUUCACGAUUGAGAAUGAAAUGUGUGUUUUACAAAGUGAAAUUGAAGAAAUGCAAAGCAAGAUCUUAUCGGAGAAAGAAAUGAGUGCAAAACAAUUUAAAGAAAAACAGUGUGUCAGAGCAGAGCUACUACAGAAGGAAAAUAUGUUAUCUUCUCUUCAGCAUGAAUUCAAUGUUCAUCAUGAUUUACUGCAACAAAAAGAAGACAACAUAAACAUGUUGCAACAUCAAAAGUCAAUAGAGAUAGAAUCUUUGAAUGAAGAGAUUUAUAAUUUGAAAGAUCAGAUCCAAAUUCUUCAAGGCAAUGUGUUGAAGGAAAUUAAAGAGAAAACAAGUUUCUCAGACAGACUCUCUAGAUUUGAAUCAGAAUGUUCAGUUAUAAAAGAAUAUACUGAGGAUUUGGAAAGCCGCCAAAUUGAACUUACAGAAGUAAUUCAAAAAUUAAGGAAAGACGCAACUGUUCGAGAGAAGACGCUUUAUUCUGAAAUUAACUCAAAGAUCAACACAAUUGAUAGCUUAAACAAACAAAUAACAGAAUUACAGAUAUCUAUUGAAAGUAAAGAUGAAAUACUGAAACAGGUUAGCUGUGAACUCACAUUAACGAAAGAAUUACAUUCAACAUCUGAAAACAAAUGCAAACAAAUUAAUUGUAGAUCAUUGGAACUUGCGUCUGAUUUGGAAAAGGAAAUUCAGUUAAAAAGCAAAUUAUUCUUAGAUAAUGAGCAGUUGUGCAAUUUGCAGAGCAGACUAGAGAAGAAGAUAGUUGAUUUAGAGAAGAGGAUUCAUGAAGAUGGUGAUGCGAAGAGUAAGUUAGAAAAUACACUGAAGAAACAGUUAAAUGAAUGCCAGGCACUAGAAAAGAAAUUAGAGCAGUACAGUUCAGGCUGGUCGGAGGAAACAUCUACAAAAGACCUGGAAAUUCAAGAACUUAAAACAAAAAUUGAUGUAUUGCAAGACGAAUAUGAAUUGGUGAAUACAGACAACCAUGGAAAGACAUGUUUGCUUCGAAAAAUGAACGAUGAUUUGAGGUUUAAGACAAAUAGAAUUUGCGAAAUGCAGUCGAAAUUGGAUGAAUUUGAUGAGAAAAAUGAGUUCCUUCAAUCUACUUUAAACAGUGAAAUAAAAACUAGGAAACAAAUUUUGAUUGAACACGAAGAAUUGGGUUGUAAAGUUAAAGCACUUGAAGACGAGGUAGUACGUUACACAGAGAAUCUGUGUGCACUUGAAGCAGAAAAGCAAAAGUUAGAAUGCGAACUCAGUAAUCAUAAUGAAAGCAGAGAAAAUAUCCUGUUAAAGAACAACGAGCUUAUAGAAGAAUGUUCCUCCUUGAAACACCAAAUUGAAGAAGCAGAAAACCGUAUUCAAAACUCUUUUGAAAAAUUGAAUAAGGGUGAAGAAGUUAUCGGUCAGUUAAAGGCACAAAACGCAGCAAUGGAAAGCCGCAUCCAAGAAUUGCAAAAAGAAGCACAAUAUCUUGAUGACUGCUUGAAAGACAAAGGUGCAGCAGUUUUAACGCUUACACACCAAGUUGAUUCUUUAACCGAGAUAAAGACAAAGUUAGAAACUAACAUUAAGGAUUUGCAAAAUGUUGGUAAUGAGCUGAAAAAUAAAAACGAUCAGAUCAUUAACAUGAUGAAAGAGAUAGAAGAAUUAAAAUUUAGAGAGAAUGAACAAAGUCAUGCUAAAGCGAUGCUGGUCUCUCAGUGCGAAAAUUUUGCAGAGAAACUAGAGGAUAACACAGCUCUGCUCAAAAAUGAAAGACAAAAGAAUAAUAAUUUAAGGCAAAAGCUCAGUGACAGAGAAGCAACGUUUGAUUUUGCUGUAAAUGAAAAGUCUCAUUUGAGCGAAGAAUGUGAACAACUUAAGUUCUGUCUAACAGAGAAAGUUGACCAAUGUGAACGGUAUUGCAAAGAGAUAGAUACUCUAAAUCAAAACAUAAAGGGAAAGGAAGAGAGCUUGAACGGCUUGAAAGAAAACUUACUGAAAAAAGAAACUGAAUUUGAGAACCUUCAAAAGAAUUAUGCCACAGUCUGUGAAGAAAUGGAUGCAACGGCUAAAGAAUUAAAGGAUACUCGAGAAAAUUUAAGCACACAAUUGCAGUGCGUUGAAUCAUUACAGAGAAAGAACGACAUGAUUUUAUCGGAAAAUGAAGACCUGCAAAGUGCAAAACACAGUGUAGAUGUGAAAAAUAAGUUAACUUUAACAGAAAUUAAAAAAAUGAAAGGAAAAAUGAACGAUAAAGAACAAGAAAUAGCUCAAGUUAAAAAAUCCUUUGAAUUCAUAGAAACGCUGAAAUUGGAAAGUGAACUUAAGUUGAAAAAUGUGAUUAUGGCCUUAAAAACUGAAUCAUGUCCAGAAGCAGACGUUGAUGGAGAUGAAAACGAGUUUACUUUUAAUCAACUUGAAAAGGAACUCCAGAAAUUGAGAGAAGCAACAGUGAAGGCAAGUGAAGAAAACUCAAAGCUAAAAGCAGAAAGUGAAAAUAGAGAAUUGCUUUUGAAGAGAGCAUCCCAAUCACAGGAAGAACUGGCCAAGAAAUGCAGUGACACAGAAAAUCGUAUAGAGCAGAUAAUUCAAGAGAAAGAUUUAUUUGAGUCUGAACUAUUACAAACCAAGAGUGAGUAUGCUACAUUGCAAGAGCAGAUCCAUGUUUUAACGGAAAACAACAGCAUUAUGGCAAAGCAGCUUCAUGAGAAAGAGCAAUUGUUAUAUGACCUCAAAAAAGAAUUGGAAAAGAAACAGAAAAAGAAUAAGGACUUAUUAAAUGAUCAGGAAAGUUCAGAUCUGUUAGCAUCAAAGAGGGAAUCUACAAUAAAAGAUCUUGCUGAACGGGUGUCACAGUUGGAAUUGUCCCUUGAAAAGGAAUAUUCCGAAAACUCGGAGCUAAAAGUGUCUGUCGAGGAAAAAGAAAUGUGCUUACAGCAGCAAAAUGCAACAUUGUCUGACUAUAAAACCAAACUUGAUAACAUUCAACAAAAUUCAGAAAUGAUGCAAAGUGCUGCUAAGGAAAAUCAGAAGGAAGAAUCAGAAUCAAUUAAACAAGAGAUGAAAGAAAAAGAGGAAAAGCUGAUAAAACUUCAGACUGAAGUGACAAAAUUAGAGAAACUUUGUCGAGCAAAAGAUGCAAAGUUAGCUAAACGAACAGAGGAAAGCAAAAGUCAGAGUGAUAGUCUGUUAGAGGAAAAAACUCUUACUCUCGAAAAGACUUUAAAUGCUCUACAGUUAGAAAGAGAUGGUCUCGUUUCAGAAAUGCAGAAAAUACAGAAAAUGUAUAAAGGUAGAGAAAUAAAGAUCAAAAAAUUAGAGGAGUUGAUUUCGGAACAAGAGAGACAUUUGAGUGAGUAUGAAGCAGAGAGUAUCAUUCUUAAAGAAAGCGUAAACGAACUCAAUGAAAAAGUGGAAGAUGCUAGAUAUGAAGAACAAUGCGCACAAAAAGAUUUACAGAGGAUGAUGAUUGAGCAGGAAAAUACAAUGGAAAGUGUUGAACAGUUACAACAAUCAAUUGGAAACACAAACAAAGAAAAUACUGCACUUAAGCAACAAAUUCAGGAAUUGAAAGAAGGUUAUCAAAUUUCGAUUGAAUCGGUAAGAAUACUGGAAAAUAAAAAUACAGAUUUAGAUCUUAUUACGAAGAAGAAAGAUGAAGAAAUUCACAGAUUAACAGCCCAUUUAUUAGGUGUUGAAGAAGACCAACAAAAAACAGUGUCUGAAUCCAAAAAACUUUCAUUGGUCACGAAAGGAAAGGAUGCCAAAGUCAAGAAACUAGAGGAAAUGUUAAAACGGAAAGAUGAAGAAUUGGAAGUGCUCAAUAUUCAGCUCAGAGAGGCAUCACGUUUGUAUGAAAGUGAAAUAAAAAAAGACGAAUCAAAACGUCAAGAAAUUCUUCGAUUACAAAAGCUAGGAAAAGGAAAAGAAGCAAAAGCAAAAAAGUUCGAAGAUGUGGUAUCUUUGCAAGAAAAGCUUUUAGCUGAGAAAGAAACUGACUCAGUUAUUCUUCAAGGUAAAAUUUCGGAGAUGAGUAUAAAGAUAAAUGCACUUGAAUCUGAAGAAGUGCAUUUAAGAAAAGAAUUGGAAGAUAGUUUUAAAGAAAUUGAAGAAUUAAAACACACUUGCAAAGAUUUUGAAAAACGAGAACUUGACCUCAAUCAAAAUAUAAAAAAGAAAAACGAAGAAAUUGAAAAAUUAAAUGCCGACUUUAAAACUAGUAAAGAAAAUUUCAACUCAUUGCUGUUAGAGAAAAGAGAUUUAGAAAAACAAAUUGUUGACGUGCAAAAUAUCAUGUCACAAACAGAACGAAAAUUGUGUACAGUAGAACAAGAAGUAGUGCGAUUAAAUGAAGAAUUAGAAAAAGUGAAAAAGGAUAAGGAUGCCAUUUCUUUUGAAAGAGAAAAAAUGAAAAUGAUAGAAAAAGGCAAAAAGUCCAAACUGAACAAAUUUCAAGAAGUUGUUGAAAAGCAGGAGAACAUAUUAACUGAAAAAGAAACUGAUUUACUAAUGAUGAAGGAACGAAUUAAUGAUUUAUCUGAAAGACUUAGUCAAAAAGAAGAGGAAAUCGAGAUUCUAAAAAGUGAUUUAGAUAGAUCUUGUCAGUUCGAGGAGUUAUGUAAACAACAUGAGCUUACAAUUUCUGAUAUACAACAGGACUUUGAAGAAAAGAGCAAAGACUAUUUGGAAGACUGCAUGAAUAACGAGAGAAAAAUUUCAAGUUUAGAAGAAAAAUGCGCGGCUUUAGAAAAUACUGUGGAAUUUCUACAACGCCAAGAGAAAGAUAUGGAAUUAGACAUUCAAUCCCUUUCUGCAUCUGCAUCGGAAACUGAUUACUGGAGAAACAGAUGUCAGAAAUUGGAAGAGAACAACGCUGGUAUUAGUGUUAUGCCAGUAGUUAGUGAUAUCAUAGAACCGCAGAAUAAUUCAAUAUCAUUUUGCACCAACCAAAAUGAAGAGUCCAGUAAAUCAGAGCUAAUAAAACCGUGUUCAGAGUCUAAUUUGUCAGCAUUAUUAGAAGAAAAACAAGCUUUAAUUCUUUCAAUGCAAGAUAAUCACCAAAAAGAACUUUCAGCUUUAAACGCAAAGCUAUCCAAAAUGAAAACACUUUGCAAAGCCAAAGAUGCAAAAUUAGCCAAACUUCAGAACUCUUCCAAAGAAGAGGAAAACAAGAUUGAAGAAAGUGGAAGCAGCGCAACCAUGGGGAGUGUAGACAACUUGUCAUUCAAUUCCAGUGGAAUUGAUAGUGAGUGGAAGGAAAGGAUUGUGCAUUCGGAGGUUGUUAUGCAACUUGAAAGAGAAAUAGAAGAUCUUAAAGAUGUCAUUCAGUCUCGUGAUGAAGAAAUUGUGGACGGAAGAAAUUUUGCCGUCAAUCAGCAAGAAGAACUGCAAACUUUAAGAGAUUAUUUGCAUUCAAAAGAAGCAGAAAUAUUUGAUUUGAAAGAAAGGAUUUAUGGAUGGGAAGAUUGGUAUGAGAAAGAGUUCCGGAAUAUCGAGGCUUCAUUACAAACAUUGGAAGACACUGUAGCAGAAAAGGAUAAUGUAAUCGCUGAUUUAAAAGAGGAACUUGAAUCUAUAAAAGAAACGUCGUUACAUGAUAAUGCUGUUGUAUUACAAGCAAAUGAAAAUGGUACACAUAAAUCUUUGGAACAAGAGCUGUCUAAAGUGAAAAGAUUAUGCAAAGGCAAAGAGGCCAAAAUAAAACAGCUAGAACAAACUAAAAAGGACCUGGAAGAAAAUUUUAAAAAAUUUGAAGAGGAAUCAAAUCGUCAAAUAGAAUGGCGUCAACUCGUAGACGAUAACCAAACUGAAAAUCAAAAUUUGCGCCAACAUAUUGAGACUUCGAAUACUGAACACCUGCAGAGGAUUAAGGAUUUUGAGUCAAUGUUAACCAAACAAACCAAUCAAAUUCUUGCUCUCAAGCAAAACUACAUUGACUUGGAAAACAAAUGCAGAAAAUUAGAGGAAGGGUCUGAACUUGUGGCAAUUGAACUUAGCAUGUUUAAGAAAGAAGUGUUUGAAGUGAUAAAAGAAGAACAAGAAUUUGUUUAUCAUGAAGCCCUGGAGUCUGCUAGUAGUCCUGUAGCAGUUUUGUCAAUGAUCCGGAAAGAAUUUUCUCAUCUCCGCCAAUCAUUUGAUGAAAAUUUUGGGAAACUAAAAGAGAAAGAUUUGUGUAUUGCGUCAUUGCAAGAAACUAAUGAGUCAACGAUGAAAAAGAUGGCUUCCUUGGAAGAUAUGGUUUACUCUUUAGAGAAGAUGAGGGAAUCUCAUGUACAUAGUCUUGAAGAAAAAGAAACCACUAUCAAAAGUCUCAAUACUCAACUGACAGCCCUUCAAAGUGAUGAAGAUGUCAAGAAAACAAUAUGCAGUUUAGAGGGUCGGAUUGCACGCUUAAAGGAUAAUUUAUCCCGUCAAGGAAACGAAAUGCAAAAUAUUCAAAUGCUAUAUAAUAGCCAAGGGGAGGAGUUAGAAGGUACAUUAAAAGCACUUGAUGAAGCAAGGAAUGUGCGCAGUUCAAAGAUGGAGGAACAAGACUUGGCUAUUACUCAUUUGCGUAAGCGACUGCACGAGGAAGAAGAGAAGUGUAGACAACUGUCAGCAUCACUGGAAGAUAACCAGCAAAGCAUAGCAGAGUUGCAACAAACAGUGCAAAGUCUCACCGAAGCUAAUCAGGCAUGGCAAUAUUAUUACCAAGAAAAAGAAAAUGAAGUUCAUUUAGUGAAUCAGAGAUGCUCAGAUUUACAAACAUAUUGCACUCAAAAAGAUGAUAUAAUAGCUGCUUUAGAAGAGAAAUCAAAAACUAUUUUGUCACAGAAAAAUAAUGAUGAGACUGCAUUAAAGGAAUUUGAUGAUUCAUUGCUUGGGGAGAUCGAACAACUUAAACAAGUUAUCGAAUCUUCUAAAGGAGAACGGAAAGAAAGCUUAAGUCGAGUGCAGUCUUUAGAGAACGAAAACUCUCGAUUGAAUGAAGAGAUAGUUAGAAAAAAGGAAGACCUAUUACAGGAAAGGACUGCCAAGACCGAAUUAGAAAACACAAUAGUUAUGCUGAAUAGCAAAUUCGAAGAACAAAAUCAACAUGUAAUAGCGCUUGAGAAGGCUUCUGUUGAUAUCUCAGCUUCUCUUCAAGAGAAAAAUUGCCAAAUAGAAACCCUAACAAGCAAUUAUAUCCAGUCUCAGGAUUUGAUUAAACAACAUCAACAAAAGGCAGUUGAAUAUGAACAGCUCUUAUCAAAGUCGGAAACAAAUGUAAAGGAAAUGGAAAAGGAAACAACUAGUUUGAAAAAAAGUCUACGUCAAGGUCACGAAGAAUUAUCGAGAAUGAAAGAGGAUUUUGAGAAGGAAAAGCGUCAGUUACUUGCUCAUUUGGAUGAAAAAGAAAACCAGUUAAUACAUUUGCAAAAGUCCAAUGAUUUCAUGGAAAGGGAAAUGCAAGAAUUAAAGAAGGAAUCUCACAAUAUAACAAAUGUUGUUAAUGAACCUAUUAUUCAAAAACAUCAAGAAAGACUUUUAGGGGCUGCACCAUCUACAUCGGUAAUGGAAAUGGAAACCACCGAGUCUAAGAAUGAUGCUGAAGGCACGAUUCAGAAACUUGAGGAGGAAAUAGCGCAGCUGGAACUUUCCAAAAGAGAGCUUACCAGUCAGGUUCAACAAUUAACGCAGGACCUGUAUCAAACACACCAAAACCAGAACAGCGACUCAAACAAAGCUGAGAUGCUUGUCAGUAAACUGAGAGGGACCGAAGAACGUCUGGAAGAAAUGAAAUCCCAAAACAUUCAGCUUCAGAAGUCAGUUUCGGAGAUGAAUGAAAGCAUCAGUCUUGCCAACUCAAAAGUAAGAGAGUAUGAAGAAUUGGUAAAGAAAAAUGGUAACAUUAUUGAAGAAUUGACUUUACAAAAGGACAGUUUAAUUAAGUCUUAUGAAGAAGAGAAAGAAAUUAGUAAAAAUGCCAUAGCAGAUUAUAUGAAUCAGGUACAUCAUUUAAAGCAAUCGGAGGAAGAAUUGAAAGCUAAUUCAGAACAAAGUCGUUUGCGAAUUGUUGAGUUGGAAAGUAACUGUUGUGAAGUAAAUGCAGCAUUUGAGAAUUUAAAACUCCAAUCUAAUGAAAGUGCAAGCAGCCUGUCAUCACAAGUAGAAAAACUUAAGAAGGAUUUAGAUAAUCUACAACAGGUUGUACGUUCUCUUGAAAGUGAAAACAAUUCUCUGGCAAGCGAGUUAAAACAUACAAAGGAGAAAGUGAAUAUUCUUGAACAUGACUAUGUAGAAUUGAAUAAUUCAAAAUCCGAAGCAGAAGAACUUGCACGAACUAUGGAAGAAAAAGAAAACAUUUUAUCCAGUUUAAUUGAAAGCAAAGAGCAUGAAGAAGGUUUGAUGAUAAAGAAAAUGAUCGAAAAAGAUGAAACAAUAUCGUCACUGUUGGAAAAAUCACAAGAAAUGGAAGAACGUUUCAAUCGAUUCAUUCAAAACAACAAUACUCUGGCAAACGAGUUGAAAGAUGAGGAAGAGAAAGUUAAAGUACUUGAACUUGAAUGCAUAGAAUUGAGAAAAUCUAAAACAGAAGCAGACGAACUUGUAAGAUCAAUGGAAGAAAAAGAAAAUAUAUUAUCUAGCUUGGUUGGGAGCAAAGAAAAUGAAGAAGAAAUAAUGUUAAAGAAAAUAAAACAGAAAGACGAAAAAAUAUCAUCGCUGCUAGAAAACUUGCAAGAAAUGGAAGAACGUCUGAACCAACUUGUUCAGAACGAAGAAAUUUUAGAAAACUUAAAAGAAACUUGUUUAAAACGUGAACAGGAAAUUGAUUUGCUAAAAAAGCAACAAGAAGAAAAAGACUUAAAUUUUCGUAAAGCUAUAGCGACUGCUAAAAAGCUUAAAUUUCAACUUCAGCAAGCAGCAAAAUCAAAAGAAGACCUAGAGAGUGAAAUAUCAACGCUAAAAAGUGAAGUGGAGAAAAAAGAUGCAAAUGGUGUCAAGGAUAAUGAUAAUAUUGUUGAAACAAGUGUCAAGGAACAGUUCCCCCUGGGAUCUGAAGAGCUUCGUCUUAAUAUCGAAUCAUAUGAACAGCAAAUCCAGGAUUUAGAAGAAAAAUGUCGGAGCAUGCAAGAUUUUAAGCAAGAAAUCGCAGAAUAUAAAACAUUGUUGUCGUCAAGAGAGGGAGAAAUUGCUAUAAUGAGAGAAGACUUGAAAUUGAAAGAAAAUAUUGCAAGUUCAAUACAAGCACAGCUGUGGGAAAAAGAAAAAUGUCUAAAUGAUUUAGAAGCAGAAAUAGAAAUCUUGCGUACUCAGUAUACGACAGAAAAAGACCGCUUGACAGAAAACAUAUUAAGAAUAGAAACUCAGAAAUCAGAAAUGCAGUCAGAAAUUGUAACACUGGAAGAACAAAAGCUGUCAUUGCACAAUGAACUUGCCCAUAAAUCCGAGGAGCUAGACAUAUUCAUGGUAAAUGCCAAACAGAACAGUCAAGAGAAAGAAAAAAUAAUUAACAAUAUGAAAGUUCAGCUUGAGAUUUUGAUGAAUAAAUCACAAGAAGAGAGUUCAGUGGAGGAAGUGACACAGAAGCAGAAGGAACUUGAGACCCAACUUGCUAAAAAGGAAGUGUCAUUAAAAGAGAGUGAGGAACGAAACAUCGAAUUAAGCAAUCUGUUACAGUCUUUACAACAAGAAGUAAGAAACAAAAGUGAACUGGCAAACACACUGCAGGAAACGUUGAAAGCAACAGAAAUUGAAAAAAGCCAGUUGGAUGAAUUAAACCAGACAAUCCAUAAAGAAAUUGAUGUGCUCAAUGAAAAAGUCUCCUCCAUGUCAAAUUCUCUGGAACAAAAAGAGGAUUUACUCUCCAGAGUGACAAACUUUGCAAAACAACAUUAUCAACGGAUAAUGCGCAGUGAAUGUGUAACGGAAGACAUUGAAGAAAUAUUUUUAGAAUUACAUAAAUAUACCGAUCAAGAGUCAACUUCAAAUAAUCAAUCACAAGAUAUGGAAGAACUUGAAAAAUCCCUUGCUUCGCUAGAAAAACAAAACAAAGAGGAAAAAGAAAAAGUGCAAAACUUGGAACAAAGCUAUAAUGCAUUACUUGAGGAAAAUUCUACGCUUACGGAACAACUAUCAGCUAUUAAAAAUGACAUUCAACAAGGUGCUGUACACAAAGAAUCUUGGGAUGACCUUGUCGGACAAUUAACUAUUGCAAACGAUGAGAGAAAUGAUUUGACGAUGCAAAUUCAGAAUUUAACGACAGAACAAAAUAAAGUUGUUGAAGAAAACAAUUCCCUGAGAGGCAUCAAUCAUAGGCUAUCAACUGAGAACAGAACACAAUUGGAACAAUUAAAGGACUUAACAAGCAAAAAUAUUGAAUUAGAAAGUAAGCUGUCUGAAGCGAAUAGAUAUCUUCAGGAAAUGUCUGAGAAAGUAAAUCGAAACGAGUCUUCUAUGGCAAAUAUGACUUUGUCAAUUGCAAGUCUUUCAGCUGAAAAUGAUAAACUGAAGGAGGAAAAUACAAGGUUGAACUCAUUAAGCAACGAAUUUGAAAAGGAUAAGGAAGAAUAUGAGAAGAAACACAACGCUAUUGUUAGUGAAAAUCAAUUCCUUUUGUCAAAGAUUAGCAAUUUUACAGCGGAUAGUGACAACAUGGCAAAGCAAGAAAUAUUUAAGGCCACUGCAACACCUAAAUUAACUACUAAUUUCACGGAUACAGAGGUUCUUAAAGAAAGCGAACAUCUGAGAAAAAGUGGAUUAGAUAAUAUUAACACACAGGAAGAACUUGAAACUGCUAAAGAAAGAUUGAAAAUAAUGGAAGAAGCACAAGAAAAAACAAAUGAAAAAUUAAAACUUUCUGAGACAAAGUGUGAGAAAAUGCUCGUUAAAUUGAAAGCAUUUAAAACAAAGUGCGACAAGCUCCAAGAAGAGGUUAACAGUUUGAAAAAGGUAACUGAAGAAACUGGAAACUCACAAAAGACUCAUGCAGAAGAUUAUUUAUCCCGAGUUCAAGAAUUAGAAGUAAUGUGCUCAGAGAAAGAUGAAAGCAACAAUGUUCUUUCCUGUGAAAUAAAAGAAAUGAAAACGAAACUAUCGGAAUUGGAAUCAGCAAAAGAAGUUCAACAUAGUAUAGAGGAGGAGUUGAAAGGCAAAUUAAAAGCCUUGCAAGACGAACUGAAUAAAUCUUUUCAGGAGUUACAAGAAAGAGAUUUGAAACUUUCCUCAACCCAAGAAGAUAUCACGCAUUUUAAGAAUGAAAUAUCAUCAUUAGAAAACUUUGCAGAGAAUCACAAGCAAAAAGAAAUGGAACUUUUGGACAGAGUUUCUGAACUUCAAAGCAAAUUAAAUGAUACUGAAGAAUUGAAACCUCUGUUGGAAACCACAGAACGAAAACACGAGGAAUCAGAAAGAAAAUUGGAAGAUAGUUUAAUGCUUUGUGAUUCUCUAGAAGUUGAAAAUAAGAGUUAUAAGGAUAUCAUAGCGAAACUUAAAGAAAACAUCUCUAAGCUUGAACAGGAAAGAAGAAAUGCUGAAGAAAAGCAAUUGGAAAGAAAAACUCUUUUAGAAAAAAUCGAAAUGCUCGAAAGUGAACGGGAUCAAAUGCAAGAAGAAAUAGAUGGUUAUAGAGAGGACUUUAAUGUAUUAAAGGCCGAAAAGAACGAAUUGAAAAACAAAUGUGAAUCGAUUCAGUCAAAACUAGAUGAUAGUUCAGAUGAAAAUAAUAAGUUAAAAGAAAAAAUUGGAGCCCUGGAGUGGAAAGUCGAGGAAAUCGAAUCUCUGGAAGAGGAACUUGAAGAAGUGAGGUCAGAUCUUGAUAAAAAGAAGCUAGAAAUAAAUCAUAUUAUAAGAGAAAGAGACAAUUUCCAGUCUGAGUUAGAACAGAUUUUGAACACCGGUAAUAAAGGAGAGGACAUCGAAUCUAUAAAACUUGAGCUUGAAAAGGUUUCGGAAAGAAAUGAAAAAUUAGGAGAAGAGUUAGAAUCUUCUACAAAACAGAAAAUCGCUAUUACGAAUGAAGUAGACCAUCUUAAGGAGGAACUAAAAGAAGCAGCGGAAAAGGUUUCUAUGUUUGAGGUUUUGCAACAAGAAAACGUAAAAUUAAAAGCUGAGUUUGAUAGAGAGACAAAUAACGGUUUCAAAGAAACAAAAACUGUCUCUAAUGAAAGUGCGGCAGAAAAAAUAAAAGAGCUAGAAGAAGAGCUUGAGUUGAUAAGAGAAGAGUUAAAUGAAACUGUGUCUGAAAAUGAAACUCUCAGAAGUAAGACGCAGGUGUCGGAAUACAAAGCUCUUCUUUUUGACAAACUUCAGAGCGAUUACGAAGCUUUGAAAUCGGAAAUGGAAUCGUUAAAAGGAAAUGUGGCACGAGAGACAAAUGCUGAGUCUUUUGAUACCCUGAAAGAAAAGUUGAAUGAAAGGGAAAGUGAAGUCCAGCAGUUGAAAUCGAAAAUGUCCACGAUGAAUAUUGAAUCUUCUGUAAAAAAAGAAGAUGUUAUGCAUGUUAGGUCAACACCGAGUGAUCUUGAAAAAGAAUUAAAUGAUAAACAAGAUCAAAUUGAUUCUAUAUUAGAGGAACUCAGUGAGCUAACAACAGAGAAUGACGUUUUAAAUGGAGAGAUAGCACAUUUGAAGAUUCAGAACAAAAUGUAUGAUGAAGUUAAAAAAGAGUUCGGGUCUUUAAAUGAUCAAAAUCAUAAAUUGCUGACCGAAAACAGUAAAAUGGUUAAAACUAUUGAGGAGCUUCACCAGAAAAUGCUGAAUGUAGGCAGUCACGACGAGUCGUUUUUAAACGAAGAAAGAGAACACGUUGCACGAGAGAAAGACACUUUAUUACAGAACAUAAAACAACUAGAGAAAAAUUGCGAAGAACUUAGCCAGAAAAAUUCGAACUUAAGUCUGGAGCUUCUCGCUAACGAAGGUUUAAUACAACAGCUAAGGUUUGAUAAUGAGACAAUGAGAGCCCAGCUAGGCAUUGCUCAGAGUGGGCAAAUUCAAAUGGAAAAUUUCCAUGAUGACUAUCAACGUCUUCAAGGACAGUUUUCAACAGCAAUGGAUCAGAAAAACAAGGCACAAUCUGAACUUAACCAGAUGGCUCAUAGACUACAACAGAGAGAUGCAAGAUGUCAGCAGCUGGCAAUGCAGAUAAGUCAAUUGGCCGAAGACAGAAGCUAUCUCAACAUUCAGUUAGGAAACCUGUCAAAGUCUUUGAGGGAAAAAGAAACUGAGCUGGCAACACUGCAGCAACAGUAUAGGAUACUUUACCAAACACACCUGUCAUUGCAAACUAAGCUGCUUGAGUCAGAGACAAAAACCAUUAACAUCGCCAUGCAGAGAGCAUCGUCCGUGGAAAUAGCAGAGGCUUCUGAGAAGCCCAUAAUUCCUGAGAAAACACGGGUAACAAUGACAACUGCCGAGACAUCAGAAGCAGAUGAAAUAAAACUUCUACGUUCCAAGCUGCAAGAGACAGAACUGGUGCGAGAGCGACUAAAUGAUCAACAUUUGGCACUUGAGAAAUCCCUUAGAAUGGAACAGGAACAACGUCAACAGCUGGAGGAAACCCUCAACACAAUGCAGGAGCAGGCCAGGCUGACAGCAGAAAAUAGAGAGUUCCAAAUUCAAAUGGAGGAAGAAGACGACAGGAUUCUGGAGAGCAGUCCCAUGCUAAUGAGAAGCGAGGCGGGUUAUACACAGAGAGUAUGCAACUGGUUAAGGGUUCGUCGUGGGGAGAUUCGAGUCUCACUGCUGAGCAUUGCAUAUCAUAAGAACGAUGCCAUUAUGUGAUAUAAAUUAUUUUUGCAAGAAUAAA
Molecule: messenger RNA, 22479 nt
Organism: Magallana angulata
Lineage: Eukaryota; Metazoa; Mollusca; Bivalvia; Ostreida; Ostreidae
Product: nuclear anchorage protein 1-like
Exons: 16
Coding region: 27-22454 (7475 amino acids)
Source: RefSeq, a predicted model, not a curated record